Raphanus sativus (radish) is the source of this 856-nucleotide messenger RNA. Its product is annotated as biogenesis of lysosome-related organelles complex 1 subunit 2-like. Lineage: Eukaryota; Viridiplantae; Streptophyta; Magnoliopsida; Brassicales; Brassicaceae. The transcript is spliced from 3 exons. Bases 340 to 729 code for a protein of 129 amino acids. The record is from RefSeq and is a predicted model, not a curated record.
UAACCUGUUUUUUUUUUUAACGAGAAACUCUCUAAUUUUGUUAUGAGUUAUCAUAAGAAGGAACAACAAUGAGUUUCAAGAGAGCUUACAUCCGAGAAAAAAGGACAAUGGUGGCCGGACUCAUUCCAAAUCUGCACAAUUUUCAUAUACCAAUCAAAAUAUCAUUUCUCCUUUUAUUUGUUAAAGAAGCUCUUAAUGGGCGUUAUGUUUAUUAAAGAAGGCUUAUUAACGGGCUUUAUUUGUUAAAGAAGCUCUUAAUGGGCUUUAGAGAAGCCACAGGAGAGAACUCUGUUUCUUCUUCCUCGUCCUCGCCUUCUCUCUCAAAGACAUACUCCAUCCAUGGCGGAUACAAGCGGCAAUGAUCUAGCCGAAUCGCUACAGAACCUCUUCACGAGUGUAUCGUCCAUGGUGAAAUCCGAGCUCCAGGGAACGAACAAUCAGCUGGAUCUGUUGGAGAAGAUGAACCUGAGAGUUGCGGCGGAGUACGAUGAUCUGGGUGACGUGGCGGCUGGGCUGAGGGUUUUCGCGGAGCAGAUGAAGUCGAAAAGCGGAGGCCUGGAUGAGUUCGUGGGACAGAUGGAUGCGAUAGAGAAACAAGUGUCGGAGUUUGAAGCUGUCAUCUCUGUUCUCGAUCGUUAUGUCUCUGUCUUAGAAUCCAAAGUCCGAGCUGAGUGUCGUCAUCAUCAUCAUCAUCAACAUCGUAGGUCUAAUGAGACUGUUACAGAAUGAUUCAUACCAUUGUAAUAAUAGUCAGUCACCAUCACUCUUGUUUUUUUUUUUUCCCUCACUCUUUUUUCAUCAUCACCAAUGUGGAAACUUGUGGAAACUUAACCAAACUGUAAUUGGAUUAACCAAA